Messenger RNA from Salvelinus fontinalis (brook trout), 2223 nucleotides. RefSeq names its product guanine nucleotide exchange factor VAV3-like. Gene Ontology annotation, molecular function: protein binding; guanyl-nucleotide exchange factor activity. The record is from RefSeq and is a predicted model, not a curated record. Lineage: Eukaryota; Metazoa; Chordata; Actinopteri; Salmoniformes; Salmonidae. Gene Ontology annotation, cellular component: plasma membrane; cytoplasm. The annotation marks the transcript as partial. Gene Ontology annotation, biological process: cell migration; regulation of GTPase activity. The transcript has 7 exons.
UUUCAGGGCAAAAUUGUGAAAACAAGAGAAGUUGGCUUCUUUCCAAGCAAUGCCGUGAAGCCGUGCCCAUGUGUCCCUAAACCUGUCGAUUACUCCACACAACCCUGGUUUGCUGGGCCCAUGGAGAGACUUCAGGCUGAGGCAGAGCUGAUCAACAGAGGGAACAGCACCUACCUGGUCCGCCACCGGAGCCGCGAGCUCACAGAGUACGCCAUCAGCAUCAAGUACAGCAACGACGUGAAGCACAUCAAGAUCCUGAACAGGGACGGCUUCUUUCACAUCGCAGAGAACAACAAGUUCGGGAGUAUAUCAGAACUGAUUGAGUACUACCAACAAUACUCCCUGAGGGAAGGCUUCAGAAGCCUGGACACCACACUGCAGUUUCCCUACAGAGAGCAGGAGAGCUCCGCUGCUAUGCUCUGCACCAACAAACCUGGAGGAAGGAUGUUCACCCCUAAGGUGAUGGGUAUGGCGAUAGCCCGCUAUGACUUCAGCUCCAGGGACACCAGAGAGCUGUCUCUACAGGAGGGAGACGUAGUCAAGAUCUACACCAAGUCAGGAGCCAAUGGCUGGUGGAGAGGAGAGGUCAGCGGCAGGGUGGGCUGGUUUCCAUCUACCUAUGUGGAGGAAGGAGAGGAGUGAGUCAUGGAGAAAAACACAAAGGAUGAAAGAAAAUGAAAAUACAGAAAGACUGAGAGACCGACAGAGUGAACCGGUUGGCUGUUAGGCCUGAACUGGACAUUCUGUGGUUUAUCUGACUGCUAGAUGAGAACUGGACAUUCUGUGGUGGACCCUCCUAUUGGCUGUUGCCUCAAUAACAACCCAAAAUCCUCCUGGGAGAAUAGAGGGUUCCUAGAUGGAAUAGUGACUGGUUCUCUCUGGUCUGCCACUUCAACAGACUAGUGACUGGUUCUCUCUGGUCUGCCACUUCAACAGACUAGUGACUGGUUCUCUCUGGUCUGCCACUUCAACAGACUAGCAGCUUGGCUGUCAGCAUGGGAAGGACCUUUCCCAGAACCCAGAUCCCUACUUCUGUCCAUCCCUCUCUCCCUCACUUCCACCUCCCCUAACUCAGCUACAUCCAUUCAUCUGCACCACUCAGGAUAUAGCUAAGACUGUCUAAAGGGAGAGAAAAGAGAGAGUGAGAGAAGAGACAGAGAGGAGGGAGGGAUUUGCCACACCGCAGGGCUUCACCUUGCCUGUGUUGCUCUGUUCCACUUGCCUUGGUGAUUAUUGAUGACUUGAUGCAGCGGCAUCCCCAUCCACACGCACGCACACACGCACACACGCACACACGCACACACACACACACACACACACACACACACACACACACACACACACACACACACACACACACACACACACACACACACACACACACACACACACACACACACACACACACACAUGGCUGGAAACGCUGUCAUGAAACACCUCCCAAACACAUCCCCACAGAUUACAAUAACUGAACACAACACACAUUCUCCCCUACAAACCUCCCUGUGUUGUGUUGUCUUUGCUGUUAGCCUCCCUAUGUUCUCAUCUCUCCAGCAGGCUGCGUACGGGGCUGUCGCUGUGUGUUGAUUUGAUAGGGAUCUGGCUGGUUUCUGAGGGAACAAGCUAGUGAUGCUACCCUACGUCUUUCUCUCUCUCUCUCCAUUUAGACCCUUAACUCAGUACUUUGUCAAAGCACCUUUGGCAAAGAUUAAAGCCUUGAUUCGUAUUGGGUAUGACGCUACAAGCUUGGCACAGCUGUAUUUGGGCAGUUUCUCCCGUUCUUCUCUGCAGAUUCUCUCAAGAUCUGUCAGGUUGGAUGGGAAUGUAACAACAUGUGGAAAGGGUCUGCAUACUUUCCAAACACACUAUACGUUUAUAUAACUGUGAGUGCCAGACAUGUGUAUAACUCACCCUGGUCUCUCUCUCUCUCUCUCUCUCUCUCUCUCUCUCUCUCUCUCUCUCUCUCUCUCUCUCUCUCUCUCUCUCUCUCUCUCUCUCUCUCUCUCUCUCUCUCUCUCUCUCUCUCUCUCUCUCACUCUCUCUCUCUCUCUCUCUCUCUCUCUCUCUCUCUUCUCUCAUUCAAGGGGCUUUAUUGACUUGGGAAACAUAUGUUAACUUUGCCAAAGCAAGUGAAGUAGAUAAUAUACAAAAGUGAAAUAAACAAUGAACAGUAAACAUUACACUCGCAGAAGUUCCAAAAGAAUAAAGAUAUUACAAAUGUCA